CUUUUCACGAUUACCCUUAACUUAGGAGGAAAGCAAUAUUAAGACCUUUUAGACCAGCAGUUGGAGCAGAGGAUAGAAACCUAAACUGCCAUAUUACAUUGUUGAAUGAUGGAAAAAGGCGCGAGCUCUGGCCAUGUUGGGAGCCAUAGCUUAUGGUUUAUAGCUUCAUCUCAUGGCAGUGCACCCGCAGAGAAUAAAAACAAGGAACUUUGCUCGUUAGCUGAAGUUUUUUCUCUUCGUUUAUAACCUGAACAAUUAAAAAAUAUCAUUUAUUCAUUGCGGAUGAAGGCGUUGCUCUAUAGAGCUUAUUGCAGUCAUUCAUAUUCCAUUUUUUCUUUAAAUUUACUCUGGAAUCUUAAACCCUGAACAAGAAGCAGUGCCAUGAUUGGUCGCAUGUUCAAAACUCCUGGACUGCAAGGGUUUAUUAUAUGUUUAGAAAAGGCUUAUUUUUAAUGUUUCCAGGACAUAGAUAACUUCUUGUUUUGCUAAACUUCAUUCUCAACUAAUUAAUUCUUCGCCAUACUUAAGGAUGUGAAUUGUUAUUGUCUGCAAAAGUUGUUAGUUACCAUUAUCUCUCAAUCAAAAGCAAUGGCGUACUUUUCACGCUCUGGCACGUUGCGGAGGCUUUUGUCAUCUCGUAACAUUCUUACAAAGCGUCUGUCAUGCUUCCCAAAUAACCCUAAUCAUAUGGAAUGUGGAAACAGGUUAAUGGGUCAUGAAUCAAAUUCUUUAGAUAAGCUACCCAAAUAUAUACACUUUUGUCCAAUGGCAAUUUUUAGAAGUCCUGUACAUAAGGAGUUGAUUGAUACAGCUCCUAUAAGGUCGUUACAAAGCAUGUCAAAAUUUCUUACUGAAUUUGGAAGGGAGGGUCUAUUUUCUAGCUCGUUGCUCACGAGGAAAACUAAUUUUUUGAGGUCUACAUACUUUUUACAUCGUCGCCAAUUCUCAACAAAAUCUGAGAAUCCUGGGACGGAGCCUAUACCAUUGGAGUUGGUCACCAGUGACGAGCUCUAUACUCGGUCAGAUGCCUAUGCUGCCAUUGAACUUGCUCUGGAUGCUGUUGUUAAGGUUUUCACUGUAACAAGCAGUCCUAAUUAUUUUCUUCCAUGGCAAAAUAAGCCUCAAAGAGAAAUUACAGGAUCUGGUUUUGUCAUUUCAGGCAGGAGAGUUUUGACAAAUGCUCAUGUCGUAGCAGAUCAAACUUUUGUGCUUGUUCGCAAACAUGGUUCUCCAACUAAAUACAGGGCAGAGGUGCAAGCUGUUGGGCACGAAUGUGAUCUUGCCCUCCUUACGGUUAGUAACGAGGAAUUUUGGGAAGGAAUGAAUUUUCUCGAAUUUGGGAACAUUCCCUAUCUCCAGGAAGCUGUGGCUGUCGUGGGAUAUCCUCAAGGUGGUGACAAUAUUUCUGUGACUAGAGGAGUUGUCUCAAGAGUAGAACUGUCACAAUAUACACAUGGGGCAGCUAAUCUUAUGGCCAUACAGAUUGAUGCAGCAAUCAAUCCAGGCAAUAGUGGAGGACCUGCAAUCAUGAAUGAGAAAGUUGCUGGUGUUGCUUUUCAAAAUCUGGCAGGUGCAGAAAAUAUUGGGUACAUAAUACCUGUUCCGGUCAUAGAACAUUUUAUGGCUGAUGUAAAUGAACAGGGAAACUAUAUUGGCUUUUGUACGCUUGGUGUAUCUUGUCAACCUACUGAAAAUAUGCAGCUGAGGGAUCACCUAAAGAUGCUACCUGGAUUAACAGGUGUGCUAGUUAAUAAAAUUAACCCACUAUGUGAUUCACAUGUGAUGCUCAAGAAAGAUGAUGUAAUAAUAGCUUUUGAUGGUGUUCCUAUUGCAAAUGACGGCACAGUGCAUUUUAGGAACAGGGAAAGGAUAACUUUUGAUCAUCUUGUAUCAAUGAAAAAGGCUGGUGAAACUGGUGCUGUAAGAGUAUUGCGUGAUGGUGUACAACAUGAAUUCCAUAUUAAGCUGGGACCACCUCAAUCAUUGGUUCCAGUUCAUCAGUUUGACAAGUUGCCGAGCUUUUUCAUCUUUGCUGGUUUGGUUUUCACUCCAUUGACACAACCCUAUCUUCAUGAAUAUGGUGAUGAUUGGUACAACACUUCACCACGCAGACUUUGUCAACGCGCUCUUACUGAAUUGCCCCAAAAGAGAGGGGAACAAAUAAUCAUUCUAUCUCAGGUGUUGAUGGAUGAUAUUAAUACAGGUUAUGAGCGCCUGUCAGAUUUUCAGGUGAAAAAAGUGAACGGGGUGGUAGUUGACAACUUGAAGCAUUUACGUCGGUUAGUAGAAGGUUGCACAGAAAAGAGCCUCCGUUUUGACUUGGAUGAUGAAAGGGUGGUUGUUCUGAAUUAUGAGAAUGCUAAAGGUGCCACUUCUCGUAUAUUGAAGCGACAUAGGAUACCUUCUGCCUUGUCUCUCGAUUUGAUGGAAGAUGUAGAGCGAGAGCAAUUGGAAUAUAAAGAAAGGGUAGAUGGUGCACCUGUUGAAGAAGCUGUUGCCGUCUCUAGACUCUAGAUAAUAGGAUUUGGAUGCUGUCACAAGUUCCUUGACAUUUGAUUUAUAUAUUCGGCCUUGGCAUGUUAAACAUUAGCAGGAUCCAUCAAUUUUAUUAUGCUGGGCACAGUUGAUUGCAGCCACAUUUUGUGAAGGGAAUGAAACCUACCAGGUGUAAAAGAAUAUGAAUUUUUCCUCAAUUUGGGUGAUAAAAAUAAAUUUUAAUGUUGCAUCCUCAAUAUGAGGAGAAUGUGCUAAAUGUAGUUUUUGCUUGCAAAAGCAUAGACCUAAGAGCAAAUUUUAAAUUCUAAAUUUCUAGGUAUGCAAAUGCAAAACUUGAAUUUA
Messenger RNA from Cryptomeria japonica (Japanese cedar), 2838 nucleotides. Its product is annotated as protease Do-like 10, mitochondrial. The transcript has 8 exons. The record is from RefSeq and is a predicted model, not a curated record. The coding region runs from base 589 to 2514 and encodes 641 amino acids. Lineage: Eukaryota; Viridiplantae; Streptophyta; Pinopsida; Cupressales; Cupressaceae. Gene Ontology annotation, molecular function: protein binding; serine-type endopeptidase activity. Gene Ontology annotation, biological process: proteolysis.